Chrysoperla carnea is the source of this 822-nucleotide messenger RNA. RefSeq names its product larval cuticle protein A3A-like. Gene Ontology annotation, cellular component: extracellular matrix. Lineage: Eukaryota; Metazoa; Arthropoda; Insecta; Neuroptera; Chrysopidae. The record is from RefSeq and is a predicted model, not a curated record. The transcript has 2 exons. Bases 59 to 721 code for a protein of 220 amino acids.
UAGUCAAGUGCUUUAGUCUUUAGAGUUUUAUAGUGUUUUAAUUUAAGUAUUUUACAAAAUGGCAUUAAAGUUAAUCGUACUGUGUUGUAUAUUCGCUGCAUCAGCAAACGCAGGACUUAUCGGUGCACCAGCAUAUGGUCCAGCUUAUGCUGCCCCCGCUUAUGCAGCACCAGCAUAUGCAGCCCCCGCAUAUGGUUAUGCUGCAGCUCCAGCAAUUGCUAAAGUAGCUGUGCCCGCUGCUGAUUACGAUCCAAAUCCACAAUACUCAUACGCUUACAAUGUUGAAGAUGCUCUUACUGGUGACUCUAAAAAUCAACAAGAAAGUCGUAGUGGUGACGUUGUACAAGGAAGUUACUCAUUGACCGAUCCAGACGGUACCAGACGUACUGUAGAAUAUGCAGCUGACCCAGUGAAUGGAUUUAACGCAGUUGUACGAAAAGAACCAUUAGUUAAGGCUGUAAAGGCUAUUGCACCAGCUUAUGCUGCCCCAGCUUAUGCCGCACCUGCAUACGGUUAUGCCCGUCCAGCAUAUGCCGCACCUGCAUAUGGUUAUGCACGACCAGCAUAUGCCGCACCUGCAUUAGCUUACGCCCGACCAGCAUAUGCGGCUCCCGCAUACGCUGCUCCCGCAUAUGGUUAUGCACGACCAGCAUUAGCAGCUUAUGCCAGACCAGCCUAUGCAGCUCCAGCUUAUGCAUCACCCGCUUAUGGCUAUCAUUAAAUAAAGGGUAAACCAAUGACUUCAUUUUAUUGUAUAUUUUGUGUAUUUCUCUCUUCGUGAUUUUGUCUUCCUCUAUUUAUUUUAUGUAAUUUUUAUAAGAA